AACGUUCCUCCGCAAAUCACUUGAACGUUGCUCAGGGGAGAGCAGGGGAGAGGGUGCACACUGGGAGGAGCGUCCUGCUCAAGGGGUUGGUCCGGGGGUGCGGCGUUGAAGUCUCCACCAUAGCACGCGGCGGCGAAAGGGAUGCUCAGCUUUGGAUUUUUUUGUCAGUCGGUUGGCAUGUCUCGUUCGUUCUUCGUCGACUCGCUGAUUCAGCAGCAACACAGCGCACAGCAGCGGCCCCCGCGAGGCUUUGGCCUCGAGCUGCUGCCCCGUGUGCUGCCCCCCGACCCCGACAACGGCCAGUACCUGCUGUUCGCGGCCGCGGCGGCCGCGGCCGCUGCAGGGGCGCCGCCGGCGUUCUACUACCCCUCUGCAGGGCAUCCCGCCUUUGCGCCCAACACUUGGUCCAUGUCCUCUGCCACGCAACAGUCAUCUUUGAACCCCUUCAGUCCUUCCAUUCCUAGAUUGGGUCUGCGACACACGGAACCAGGAACGCCUGCUGCUCUCAGUCCUGAAUCCAUUGGCACUCCAGAUAUUAAAACGCCUUCAACAGAAUCUGCGAGUGUGAGUCCAGCACCAAUGUCCCCAGCGAGCAAUUCCUCAAAAUCGGAGCAGACGAACGACCUUGCCAGCAGCAAAAGGGUGCGAACUGCUUUUUCCAGCACUCAGCUGCUUGAGCUCGAACGCGAAUUCGCAGCAAACAUGUACCUGUCGAGGCUGAGACGGAUAGAGAUCGCCACCUGUUUACAACUGUCAGAAAAACAGGUUAAAAUUUGGUUUCAAAAUCGCCGAGUGAAGCAGAAGAAGGACGAGAGCGGGUGCGCGUGGCCAGCGGCGGCUGGAGCCAGGACGCCAACCUGCUGCUGUCUGCGCGUUUCGUGUCCCUCAAAGGGCCACCCUGACCAGCAGAUGAGCACCUCGUCCUCACCCAUCGCCAAAGAGGCCAGCAAGAGAAGGGCCGAUGAACAGACAGAGGAGCAGAGCGAGCCGGAAAGUCCAGUAGGCAGAAAAGCUAGGAAGAUUUGGCGGCAGCACGACGAAGUGGACGAGGCCAGUUAA
Cloeon dipterum is the source of this 1059-nucleotide messenger RNA. Its product is annotated as GS homeobox 1-like. Gene Ontology annotation, cellular component: nucleus. Gene Ontology annotation, molecular function: DNA-binding transcription factor activity, RNA polymerase II-specific; sequence-specific double-stranded DNA binding. The coding region runs from base 142 to 1059 and encodes 305 amino acids. NCBI's taxonomy places the organism in Eukaryota, Metazoa, Arthropoda, Insecta, Ephemeroptera, Baetidae. The record is from RefSeq and is a predicted model, not a curated record. Gene Ontology annotation, biological process: regulation of DNA-templated transcription. The transcript has 4 exons.